AACUCAAGCAUUAGCACCAACAAGCUCUGAGCAUCAUCAGUCUCUGGAAAGCCUUCUGAAUUAGACAAGGGCUGCCUCUCAGCAAAGCUACAAAACACUUUAAACCUGACCAGCUAAAUGGAUAAACCUAGCCUGCAUAGCUUUUAAACUGGGGUCUCCUACAGCACAGGAGGCCUACUGCCUUCAAGAAUUGAAAAUCCAGAGGAUGAAUUGCUUGAUCUGGAAUGGCAAAAGCCAGCACAAGAAGGAAUGUCAGUUUGUAUGGGGCUAGUAGCUCACAUGCGGGAUCAGAAUAUUGUGAAUGACAGCUGCACUGUGUCAUGAAGGUGGUGGAUGUUUCCGCACCAGAGACCAAAUAAGAAGAAAGCUGAGAAAGGGUUGGAAUACGUUUUUUGGAUGACAAAGAAUGGGUUUCCAUUUAAUUACGCAGCUGAAAGGCAUGAGUGUGGUUCUGGUGCUACUUCCGAUCCUGCUGCUUUUUAUGCUCACGGGUGCUCAGAGAGCUUGCCCAAAAAACUGCCGGUGUGAUGGGAAAAUUGUAUACUGUGAAUCACAUGCUUUUGCAGAUAUCCCCGAGAACAUUUCCGGCGGGUCCCAAGGCUUAUCGUUAAGGUUCAACAGCAUUCAGAAGCUCAAAGCCAAUCAGUUUGCUGGCCUUAACCAGCUUAUAUGGCUUUAUCUUGACCAUAAUUACAUUAGCUCCGUGGAGGAAGAUGCUUUUCAAGGGAUCCGUAGACUGAAAGAAUUAAUUCUCAGCUCCAACAAAAUUACCUAUCUGCACAAUAAAACAUUUCACCCAGUUCCCAAUCUCCGCAAUCUGGACCUCUCGUACAAUAAACUUCAGACUUUGCAAUUAGAACAAUUUAAAGGCCUACGGAAGCUUAUUAUUUUACAUUUGAGAUCUAACUCCUUGAAGACUGUGCCCAUAAGAGUUUUUCAAGACUGCAGGAAUCUUGACUUUCUGGAUUUGGGUUACAAUCGUCUUAGGAGCUUGUCACGCAAUGCUUUUGCUGGCCUUUUGAAAUUAAAAGAGCUCCACUUGGAGCACAAUCAGUUUUCCAAGAUCAACUUCGCUCAUUUUCCACGUCUCUUCAACCUCCGGUCCAUCUACCUACAGUGGAACCGGAUUCGCUCCAUUAGCCAAGGCCUGACCUGGACUUGGAGUUCCUUACACAACUUGGAUCUAUCAGGGAAUGACAUCCAAGGCAUAGAGCCGGACACAUUUAAAUGCCUACCCAAUUUGCAAAAACUGAACUUGGAUUCCAAUAAGCUGACCAACAUCUCCCAGGAAACUGUCAACUCAUGGAUCUCACUAAUAUCCAUUACCUUGUCUGGAAAUAUGUGGGAAUGCAGUCAGAGCAUUUGUCCUCUAUUUUUUUGGCUCAAGAACUUCAAAGGCAAUAAGGAAAGCAUCAUGAUCUGUGCAGGACCUAAGCACAUCCAAGGGGAAAAGGUGAGCGAAGCCGUGGAGACAUACAACAUCUGUUCUGAAGUCCAGGUGGUCAACACAGAAAGACCACGUCUGGCUCCUCAAACUCCCCAGAAGCCCCUGAUUCUCCCCAAACCCACUCUAUUCAAGUCUGUUGCUACCCAACUCACCCGAGACACAACAAGCCCUUCCCCGGGGUUUCAUAUUCCUGGCACAGAGCAAGAAUACGAGCAUGUUUCCUUUCACAAAAUCAUUGCAGGGAGUGUGGCUCUGUUUCUCUCGGUGGCCAUGAUCCUGUUGGUCAUCUAUGUGUCUUGGAAACGCUAUCCAGCCAGCAUGAAGCAACUUCAACAGCAUUCUCUUAUGAAGCGGCGGCGGAAAAAGGCCAGAGAGUCUGAGAGACAAAUGAAUUCCCCUUUACAGGAGUAUUAUGUGGACUACAAGCCUACAAACUCUGAGUCCAUGGAUAUAUCGAUUAAUGGAUCUGGGCCCUGCACAUAUACCAUCUCUGGCUCCAGGGAAUGUGAGGUAUGACCAUGAUGCUCUAAAAGCCUAACUACUGCGGGGAAGGAGAGGUAAAUGUUUGAAGCUCUAGAGGUGUCUCUAAUCACUAGAAAGAUUAAUGACCCUUUGCUUUGGGGUUUUGCUCGGUGUGAAAGGUUACUUAAUUAAAUUACAACCACCAGGAAAUUGACUGCUUUUGUUUUAAUGGUUGGAUCUUGAAGGAAGUUCAUUCAAGGAUGAGAUUAAGUUGGAAUAAAGCACGAUGUUAAAACACCUGCUUUUUAAAAAAAGAGUUUGUAUACAGGUUUUGGAUGUACAAUCACAUAUACACAGAAACAAAACUCUUUUUUGUUCCAUUCUGAAACUUAUGUCUGCUUCUUGGUGUGGAGUUUUAAAAAAAUGAGGGGCCAGUAUAACUUAAAUGAAAAAAAAAAAAAUGAGCUUACCAAGAUUUCAGAAGGUAACAAAGAUUUAAACCAAAGAACAAUUUACCCAAGGUUUGAUUUUUGUUAUGAAUUUUUAUUUUGAAUUAGAGCAUGCAGUAGGGAUUCCACAGACCUGUCACUUGCUAUUUAGUUACUACAUUAGCAGAGAGAAUAUGUGAGAUCUCCUGGGGAAUUGUGUUAAUUUUUCUUUUUUUUUUUCCUUUUGGUUCUUUACUUUAUGCUUCCUUUCUUCAUUCUAUAUAUUUUUUCCUUUUAAUGAAAGUAUUCCUCAAAGUUUUUUUUUUCCUAAGUGAUGUUUGUGUAUAAUUAGAAUUAAACUUAAAUUCUCCACUUUAUAUACAUCUCUGGCAACUUGUAUGAGGCCAGGAUCCUGUGGAUGUAUUAGCAGCAAUGUAAUGACAGGAGUGACAAGACUUGUUUUACUGGCAUCCACAAAAUAAAUGACAUGUACUCUUCUUAACAUUUUCUACAAUGAAAGGAUUCAUAUAUUUAUAUAUAAAAGGAGAAAGGUUUAUUCUGAGUACUCUUCCUUUCUGUAAUAGCCUUCAGUGGAGGUAUGUAUUUCAUGCUGUACGCUUUUUGUUUAUAUAAGAAUAUAUUUGGGCUCAGUUUCUGAUUGCUUAUUUUAAAAGGCUACUCAUAGGAACAUGUCUGUUAGUAGAAAAAGAGUCACAAACUUCAGACUUGUCAAUCGGUAAUACUAGAUGCGAUCUGUUCUUUCCUUAGUGAAAUUGAUCAUAAUGUGAAAAGACUGUGACUACCAAGGCCUUUUUGUUAGAAUAAAGUAAACAAGAGAGGUUUUGUUCUGGCAAUAUGUGCUUUUAGUAUCUGAAUUUAGACAAUUUUUUAAAAGAGAAUUUUAAUGAGCAUUUAAAGAUCUUACCCAUUUUAAUGCUAUUUAUGACAGUUGGAAAAUAUUAUAUGCUCUUUGAUAGUUCAUACUCCAACUUUUCCAAAAUCCAAAAUGCAAUGCUAACGAAAAUUGUUUCAGAUAAGGCAUUGAAUUUAAAAUAAUCUCCAACUGAGUACAAUUGGACUAUUGAACUGUUCUUUAUAGAAUUCAUUUUCCUCUACUUUUGUGUAUCAAUGAAAAUAAGAGUCAUACUCUCAAAAUAAAUUCCUGAAAGAAACGUGUAUAAGCAAUUGCCCUUAAAAAUUAAACAGAAUAAAAGUGUACCAUAAAAGUGUGACAAGG
Perognathus longimembris pacificus (Pacific pocket mouse) is the source of this 3574-nucleotide messenger RNA. RefSeq names its product leucine rich repeat transmembrane neuronal 4 (gene Lrrtm4). NCBI's taxonomy places the organism in Eukaryota, Metazoa, Chordata, Mammalia, Rodentia, Heteromyidae. Gene Ontology annotation, molecular function: protein binding. The record is from RefSeq and is a predicted model, not a curated record. Gene Ontology annotation, cellular component: plasma membrane. The transcript has 3 exons. Bases 407 to 1963 code for a protein of 518 amino acids.